Messenger RNA from Alternaria arbusti, 786 nucleotides. RefSeq lists its product as uncharacterized. The coding region runs from base 1 to 786 and encodes 261 amino acids. The transcript is spliced from 2 exons. Lineage: Eukaryota; Fungi; Ascomycota; Dothideomycetes; Pleosporales; Pleosporaceae. The record is from RefSeq and is a predicted model, not a curated record.
AUGCGCCGCUACAUCGGCGACCACCCUGGAGAUCUUGAUCUGACGAUGCAAAUUGAUCAAGAAAUCGAUAGCAAGAGCACCCCCACAUUGAGAGAAUCGACCGAGCAGGGACACCGAGCCUACCUCAUGAUGGAUCUGCCGGGACUCGAAGCAAGGAAGUGGCAGAUCAGGCGCUUCUGCAAGGUUGUUAAACAGCUUUGCACGCCACCAAGGCCCUCAACACUCGCACACAUGCCAUGGCUCCACAUUCGAUGUUCCUCGGGACCAAUUGAUCGAACCGCCCACUACGAUGAAGACCAAUCUGGAUAUCUAGGUAAACUGGUCACCCGCAUCGCUGGAUUGGAAUACUCUGGAUGGUUCCACAACAAGAUGUUCAUCCUCGCUCGCCUAGCCUCCGAAGAAGAAAUUCUUUUCGGAAAGUUACUACGCACCGGAAUAGCAUCGGCUUACCAUGACCUUGGCUCCGGUUUAAAUGAACACACUGACUACAUUGCCAACGUCAGACUCUGGGGAAAGACCUUUAUCAACGCAAACACAUCGGCCAAAGUGCUGGAACAAGAACGACAAGCGCGAAAAGAGAAGCUCAAGGCCCUUGAGGCACGGUGUAAAAACAUGCGCCCAGACUACGAAAGCAUCCAGAACAUGGUCCCUGAGGAUCGCGCCGUGCUAUCGGCGAAUCGAAAACGCUUCGGAAUCCGUGCAAAUGAAUUCGAACGCGGAUUGGAGUAUGUCGCGAUGAUGACGGCGACGGAUGCUGCGUGUCGGGAGCCACCGAAUCGGACAUAA